This is a messenger RNA of Oryza sativa Japonica Group (Japanese rice), 965 nucleotides long. The record is from RefSeq and is a predicted model, not a curated record. NCBI's taxonomy places the organism in Eukaryota, Viridiplantae, Streptophyta, Magnoliopsida, Poales, Poaceae.
ACGAUCCCGUGAAUGGGAGUGAAGCCGCAGGAGGGUUUUCCCUUUUCCACCUUGUCGCCGGCAAAGCCACAGCCACGGCGAUCUGCUCCCCCUCACGGCGGCGAUGGCGCUCUCGACCUCCCGGCCUCACCACCUCCUGCGCCCUCUCCUCCGCGGCUUCCACGCCACUUCUCAGGCCAUGGCGAGGCCUGAGCCCCACGAGUUCUCCAAGCCGAGCGACUACCUCGGGAGCUGGGAGCCCGCGGGCGACCCACGGGAGGCGUGGGCGCGGCUGGAGCGGCUUCGCAAGGGCUACGCGCGCGACGUGCGGCAGCUGCGGAGGCAGUACUCGUACGAGAUGCAGCUGCUGGAGGCCGAGCGGCAGCGCAAGGCGGAGGCCCGCGCCGAGGCCGCCCGCCUCGCCAACGAGGAGCGCAAGGCCACCAAGGCCGCCGCCGCGCAGACGCGCGCCGCCGAGCGCCGCGCCUUCGAGAAGGACUUCCGCCAAGCCCUUAUGAAAGAAAGAGCUGAGAAGCUGGAGAGCUGGAGGGAGAAGGAGAAGCUUAAAGUACAGAAGAAGGCGGAUCACAGGGAGCUCUUGCGCAAGAAAAGCUCUAUGUGGGUUGCUGAGGAUAAACUGGAAACAACAAUUCUUGACGCUAUCAAAAAUACCACAGCUCUCUGAGGAUACAAGAUGGUGUAUUCUGAAAGCAUGACGGAGGAUGGACUGAAGGAAGCUUAUUUGUGAUUCCCUUCUGGAACUAAUCACAACUGCCUAAGCAAUAACAACCAUAUUUGAAAAUUCUGCUGCAACACUGUAUGUUAUAUUGUUAGACUUGAACGCCAAGCUGAAAUUGUAUUUUGGCAUUGCCUUUUUUCUGAGAGAGACCUCUCUCCUCAAAUUUCUGUUAAAAAUUUGUUGCACGAUUAAAAUUAUCAUGGCCAAAUUUUGAUUUUCCUGCAUGAUCUAGUUGCAAACUGUGUUU